Molecule: messenger RNA, 859 nt
Organism: Patella vulgata (common limpet)
Lineage: Eukaryota; Metazoa; Mollusca; Gastropoda; Patellidae
Product: surfeit locus protein 2
Exons: 6
Coding region: 40-777 (245 amino acids)
Source: RefSeq, a predicted model, not a curated record
AUCGAGUCUAACCGGAAGUGAAAAUUGUAAACAUUAAAAAUGGCUUCUUCACAAGAACACGUGGAAAAUCUUGAUUCAGAAGUUGUCAAAUUAUUGAAGAAAUAUAAAGAACUAAAGAUCGAUAAAGAUAGCAAAAAGAUAAAAUGCAGUCUAUCUGGUCAUGAGAUGACAUGUACUCCCCUUGCUAUAACUACUUACGUCAGUGGUAAAAAAUUCAACAAAUUACGACAGAAGAAAGAAUAUAAUUACGAUGAACAUAAAACACAUCUGGUACCUAGUAUCAAAAAAUUUCAUUUGAAACAUUUAUAUUGUCCCUUGACACAGACACAUGUUAAUGAUACACCAGCAGAUAUAGAACGACAUAUUACCGGCAGAAAAUAUAAACGAGCUUUAGCAGAAUGGAAGAGAUGUCAAGAAGCCGGUGAAAGAUUUCGUCCCUUUGGUAAUUUAAAGAAACAGCGACCAGAUGAUGAUGAUAACAUGUCUAAUUCUAGUGAUUUAACUGGUGGAGGUGGGGGUAUAUUAGAUUCAGAUCAUGAAACAGACAGUAAGAAAGAUACAGAAGAAGAUAAUUUCUCAGAUUUAUAUCCAGAAGAAAAUGAAGAAGAUAUGAAAGAUGGUUCAGGGUCUGAUUAUGAUUUUGAUGCCAUGGAUAAUAAACCUAAACACACAAUUAAACCCAAACCAAUAAAACUCACUAAGUCACUUAAUGGUAAUGUCGGAAAGAAAGUGUUACCACAAAGAAAAAAGAAAGUCAAAAGAUUGAAGCCAUCUUAGUUUAUGUAUAUUUAUUAUAAUAAAAAAAAAUGAUAAAACUGAUAUACAAUGUAUUGUUCUAUUACUUGGAAUGGAUUAGUCA